CUCAGAUGGCUCCUGCGAAGAAAGGUGGCGAGAAGAAGAAGGGACGCUCUGCCAUCAAUGAGGUGGUAACUAGGGAAUAUACCAUCAACAUUCACAAGCGGAUCCAUGGCGUGGGUUUCAAGAAGCGAGCACCGCGUGCUCUCAAGGAAAUCCGGAAAUUUGCCAUGAAGGAAAUGGGUACUCCUGAUGUUCGCAUUGACACCAGAUUGAACAAAGCAGUCUGGGCUAAAGGAAUAAGGAAUGUUCCUUACCGCAUCCGUGUGCGUUUGUCCAGAAAGCGCAACGAGGACGAAGAUUCACCAAACAAGCUGUACACACUGGUGACCUACGUACCAGUCACAACGUUCAAAGGUCUACAGACAGUCAAUGUGGAUGAAAAUUAAACAGAUAUUCAUUACAAUAAAAGGGUAAAAAGAACAUUUAUUC
Molecule: messenger RNA, 426 nt
Organism: Antrostomus carolinensis (chuck-will's-widow)
Lineage: Eukaryota; Metazoa; Chordata; Aves; Caprimulgiformes; Caprimulgidae
Gene: RPL31
Product: ribosomal protein L31
Exons: 4
Coding region: 6-383 (125 amino acids)
Biological process (GO): cytoplasmic translation
Cellular component (GO): ribosome; cytosolic large ribosomal subunit
Molecular function (GO): structural constituent of ribosome
Source: RefSeq, a predicted model, not a curated record